GCGAAAUCGACGUGGCACUUCCACUGCGCCUGCGCGGACCUAUCGUCUCCGUUUUGCAGUGAAACUUGGCGAGAUGUGGCCGUCCGGUGCGAAAAUCCUCCUGUUCCUAGUCCUGUACCUCUCCGGAACCUCUGCUCUGUACUUCCACAUCGGGGAGACGGAGAAGAAAUGUUUUAUAGAAGAAAUUCCGGACGAGACCAUGGUAGUAGGGAAGUACAAAACACAACUGUUUGACAAGACGAUCAACGACUAUCUACCGUCCAGCCCCGGGGUGGGGAUGCACGUGGAGGUCCGUGACCCAGACGACAAGGUCCUCCUGUCCAAGGCGUACAGCUCUGAGGGGCGUUUCACCUUCACGUCACACACCCCAGGAGAACACGUCAUCUGUCUGUUCAGCAACUCCACUAAGUGGGGGCUGUUUGCUGGAGGAAAACUGCGGGUACAUCUGGACAUCCAGGUGGGCGAACACGCCAUCGACUACUCCCAGAUCGCUGCCAAGGACAAGCUGACGGAGCUGCAGCUGCGAGUGAGACAGCUGCUGGACCAGGUGGAGCAGAUCCAGAAGGAACAGAACUAUCAAAGGUAUCGUGAGGAGCGUUUCCGCCAGACUAGCGAGAGCACAAACCAGCGGGUGCUGUGGUGGUCCAUCGCACAGACCAUCAUCCUCCUGGUCACCGGCUUCUGGCAGAUGAGGCAUCUCAAGAGUUUCUUUGAAGCAAAGAAGCUUGUAUAACACAGAUUUUCUCCAAACUAGCUCCUAUUGUCCACUUAAAACAUGCAAAGAUUGGCCAUUUUGGUCACAUGUACUCAGUCACACUUGAU
This is a messenger RNA of Branchiostoma belcheri (Belcher's lancelet), 822 nucleotides long. RefSeq names its product transmembrane emp24 domain-containing protein 4-like. Lineage: Eukaryota; Metazoa; Chordata; Leptocardii; Amphioxiformes; Branchiostomatidae. Gene Ontology annotation, cellular component: endoplasmic reticulum-Golgi intermediate compartment; COPII-coated ER to Golgi transport vesicle; endoplasmic reticulum. The transcript has 4 exons. Gene Ontology annotation, biological process: intracellular protein transport; endoplasmic reticulum to Golgi vesicle-mediated transport; Golgi organization. The record is from RefSeq and is a predicted model, not a curated record. Bases 74 to 733 code for a protein of 219 amino acids.